AUGAUCGAAGAUAGUUUCGCCGAUACCGUCAUUCAUGUUCCUAAUAUCACCGGCAAGAUUAUGGCCAAGAUUAUUGAGUAUUGUAAUCGACACGCCGAAACACCCAAAUCCGAAGAAAAGACUUUUGAUGAAGAACUCAAGAAAUUUGAUGAAGAUUUCGUCCAAGUCGAUCAGGGCAUUCUCUUUGAUCUUAUUCUGGCUGCAAAUUACUUGGAGAUAAAAACCCUACUGGAUUUAACUUGUGAGGCUGUGGCGGAUAUGAUUAAGGGAAAGACUCCUGAAGAGAUUCGUAGGACUUUUAAUAUCAAGAAUGAUUUUACUCCUGAGGAAGAAGAAGAAGUUCGUAAGGAGAAUGUUUGGGCUUUUGAGUAG
Molecule: messenger RNA, 372 nt
Organism: Impatiens glandulifera
Lineage: Eukaryota; Viridiplantae; Streptophyta; Magnoliopsida; Ericales; Balsaminaceae
Product: SKP1-like protein 1B
Exons: 2
Coding region: 1-372 (123 amino acids)
Biological process (GO): SCF-dependent proteasomal ubiquitin-dependent protein catabolic process
Cellular component (GO): cytoplasm; nucleus
Molecular function (GO): cullin family protein binding
Source: RefSeq, a predicted model, not a curated record